This is a messenger RNA of Phragmites australis (common reed), 1881 nucleotides long. RefSeq names its product protein FAR1-RELATED SEQUENCE 5-like. The coding region runs from base 1 to 1881 and encodes 626 amino acids. The transcript has 6 exons. The record is from RefSeq and is a predicted model, not a curated record. Gene Ontology annotation, molecular function: zinc ion binding. NCBI's taxonomy places the organism in Eukaryota, Viridiplantae, Streptophyta, Magnoliopsida, Poales, Poaceae. Gene Ontology annotation, biological process: regulation of DNA-templated transcription.
AUGGAUGAACCAGUAGCCUCCAUAGAAGACGUUGGACGCCAAGAAGACAUCACAACUGUUGACCUGAUGGGAUCUUCUUCUCUCAUGGAGGAUUCACGUGCACUAGAAAUUGGUGGUGGUCCUCGAGAAGACGAACAACAGAUAACACAGAACACCACGGUUACCAUGGGAGUAGAGACCAUCGGCACCAUUUCACAUAUGUCUGGAUCAGUGGAGAAUGAAGUACCUGAUGAGGAGGUGGUUCACAAAGCUGGGCAAAAUUUGGUCACUCCUGAAGUUGGAAUGACUUUUCAAUCCGAGGAAAAGGCUUAUGAGAUGUACAACACCUAUGCCGGUAAGGUAGACAAGGAAGAUGGUCGUAUAGCAAAUUUCUUUUGGGCAGAUGGUCAGUCUAUCAUGGAUUACAAAUGCUUUGGUGAUGCUGUGUUAUUUGACACCACAUUUCAAACUAAUAAGUUUGAAAUGCCUUUUGCUCCGAUUCUUGGCACCAACCAUCACAAGCAAACAAUAAUUUUUGGAUGUGCACUUCUAUUUAAUGAAACUAUUGAAUCAUUUGUUUGGCUUUUUGAAACCUUUCUAACGGCAAUGUCAGGAAAGCACCCAAGCACAAUUUUUACAGAUCAAGAUGCGGCUAUGGCAGCAGCAAUUGCUUAUGCAUUCCCAAAUACCAGCCACCGUCUUUGUUUGUGGCACAUUUGCUUAAAUGCUACUAAACAUCUUAGUCAUGUAAUUCAUGCGUCGGAUAACAAGUUCUUACCAAAUUUCAAAAGAUGUGUGUACGAAGAUAGAUCAGAGACUUACUUCAUAGAGAAAUGGCAUGAAUUGUUGGCUAAAUACAACCUUGAGAAUAACUCAUGGAUGGCAAACCUAUAUGCUUUGAGGGCAAAGUGGGCUGCGGUAUACCGUGACUCUUUUACAACAGACAUGAACUCGACCCAAAGGAGUGAAGGUAUGAAUAAUGUCUUCAAGAAAAGAUUUCGUAGGAAACUCGGUCUUUCAGAACUCCUUGUAGAAUGUGAGAAGGUUGCAGUUAGUCUCCAUGCAAAUGAGUUGGAUGCUGAUUUUAAGUCACGCCAAAAGAACCCAGUUGCAUACAUUCCAAAUCUACCUAUGUUGAAUACUGCAGCUGAAUCAUAUACAAGGAGAAUGUAUUCAGAAUUUGAGGAAGAAUUUAAAAGACAAUUUACAUUGUCUUGUGAAUUGUUGGAAGCUGCAGGGACAAACUUGACAUUCUUUAAGUAUAUGCAAUCUGACCGUGGAGCAACAUUAGUAUUGAACACCGAAGAUUCCACCAUUACAUGCUCUUGCCAGAUGUUUGAAUCCAUAGGUUUAUUGUGCAAGCAUGCUCUUAGAGUCUUCAAUAUGAAUGGAGUAUACAAUUUGCCAUCGCAAUAUAUACUGCCUAGAUGGACAAAAUAUGUGAAAACUGGAUUUUAUAUUGAGAAACAAGGAACUGAGAAGGGAGAUUUGAAAACACAGGCAGCACUUAUAUCUCGACAGGCCACAUCUCUUGCAUUGAAGUGUUCGCCGUCACAAGAACUUCUUGAUAAAUUGCAGAAAGCCAUACAUAACUUGAACUUGGAAGCGGAUACUUAUCUAAGUGAGAUGCAUGAAAAACCCAAUGAGGUUCCUCCAGUUCCAAAUGAAUGUGUCCUAGAUGCAUUAAAUGGUGUAAUAUCAUUUAAAAUUCCUCAAGUAAUAAAAGGUUCAAAGCAUACACGUUUUAAAAAUGUUGUUAAAAAGAAGCCAGGGAAGAAGAAGAAGGGUGCUCAGAAGAAAGGUAUCAAUGAACUCAACACUGAUACAAUUGUUGACAACCUAUCCGUACUUCUGAAACAUCUACAUUCAUGCACACUUUCAGUUCUUCAAGGAAUCCCAUAG